AUGUCCAAGGCGAACGUCUGUCUGCGAGACAAUCAUCCCCAUGCUCCCCAAGGUAGUACUCCUAGUUACUCCGUACAAACUAAGCUCGCAGCUGGUUGUUCUUCCAGUGCCCGAUCAGCACACUGGAUAUUCCAUCCCGUCUGCGGCGAAAUACAGCGAGGUAGCAGGAUUCUCGAUGACUUGAUCGCAUCGUACCCAACUCCUGACGUACGAGUGUCUUUUUUUCGACAAUCGUCAACGCACAUCGCGUUUCUCGUCCAUCCGUUGUUGUCGCGACUGAUCUUCGCGAAGAUGGGGCUGGGUGUAUUAGAGGACAAGAAACUCCAACACGUUCCUGGAACGUCGUACAUCCUAGACGAUGACAGCGCGCCUCCUCGCGAUGUCCCUACUGAACCAUGGCUGAAGUACGACCGCUCCGGGCCGGUGCCUAUCAUUCUCGUGCCCCAACCAAGUGAUGACCCUAAUGAUCCUUUGAAUUGGCCUCUGUGGAGACGUGAUCUCAUCCUCGGCAUUCUCUCCUUCGUCGCCGUUCUCUGUACGACAAUGAGCCCGAUUAUGGCCGCCAACACCUUUACAAUCUCGUUCAACUUUCACCGAGACUUCACCGACGUAGCCCUGCUGACUGGAUAUCAUCUUCUGGGCGUUGGCGCUGCCGGCAUUCUGUGUGUGCCUACGGCAAGGGUAUGGGGCAAGCGCCAUCUGUUCCUCUUGGGGAAUCUCUUGAUGGUUAUCAGCUGCGCUUGGGCUGGAGGCAGUGGGCAAAACUACCACAGUAUGUUGGCAGCACGGGUAUUCCAAGGGUUUGCCCUGGCACCAUUCGAGGCUCUUGUGAACGCGUGCGUGGGGGAUCUAUAUUUUGUCCAUGAACGCGGGAAACGCAUGGCACUGUCGAACGUCGCUCUCUUUGGCGGCGCCUUUCUGACGCCCGUCUUCGCUGGCAAGAUUACCCAUUCGCUUGGGUGGCAGUGGACGUUCUAUUUCGUUGCCAUCUUCACCGCGGUCGCUCUGCCAUUCAUGUUCUUCUUCGUCCCGGAAACCGCAUUUCGGCGUGCGGACUACCUGAACACGGAUUUUCUGGGCGAUGCUGAUUCCUCUCGGUCCCUACAUGGCCCACCUCGUGGCGGUAGUGAUCAAUCUGGGUCACCAGUUCCGAUUCACGAUGCAGGGAAAGAGAAUGGCGCUUCUUCCAAGCCCGGAGAAGGGAUGGCAUCGCCAGCGGUUGACGAAAAGGCCGAGCGUCCCGCCGCUCAUGAAACUACGGCACCGGAAAUCACCACCCGGGACAAAGUGCCGUUUGUGCAGACGUUGAAGCUUAUCAAUGGCAGGAAGACGGAUGAGAGCUUUUUCAAACUCCUUCUGCGACCAUUUCCGCUUUUUCUGCAUCCUGGGAUUCUUUGGGCUUGCUUAACGCAGGGUGUCCUGAUCGGGUGGACGGUGUUCAUCGGUGUCGUCCUUGCGAGGAUCUUCAUGGGCCCACCAUUGUGGUUUGAUGAAGUCCAGACGGGUUACCUCUACACGGGUGCCUUUAUCGGAUCCAUCCUAGGGCUGAUUCUUUCGGGCCUUCUGUCGGAUUGGAUCAACAGGAUCAUGAUCAAGCUCAACAAGGGGAAAUAUGAGCCGGAGUUUCGUAUCCUGCUCGUCUUCUUCCAGCUCAUUUUUGGUGGAAUUGGGCUCUACGGAUUCGGGAUCGUCGCCCAGGAUAUCCAGCGGUACGGCUGGCUGCUCGCCGAUGUGUUUUUCAUGUUCGUGAUCAUGGGGAUGGUGAUGGGCGCCGUCGCUAGCGCGCUGUACAUUGUUGAUGCUCAUCGCCAAAUUGCCGUGGAAGCAUUCACGUGUCUGCUCGUGUUCAAGAACAUUUUUAGCUUCAUCUUGACGUUCUUUGCGUACGACUGGCUGGUCGUCAAGGGUGGUUCCCGUGAGCCUUUCAUCGCGAUCGGCAGCAUCCAGGUGGGCGUUUGUCUGCUGGCUGUGCCGAUGUAUAUCUUUGGCAAAAGAAACCGCUCUUUCUUUGCGCGCCAUGACAUUUUGAAACUCCUCCAUUUGUGGUAA
This is a messenger RNA of Rasamsonia emersonii CBS 393.64, 2049 nucleotides long. RefSeq names its product MFS transporter. Lineage: Eukaryota; Fungi; Ascomycota; Eurotiomycetes; Eurotiales; Trichocomaceae. The coding region runs from base 1 to 2049 and encodes 682 amino acids. Gene Ontology annotation, biological process: transmembrane transport. Gene Ontology annotation, molecular function: transmembrane transporter activity. The transcript has 8 exons. The record is from RefSeq and is a predicted model, not a curated record.